Messenger RNA from Helobdella robusta, 738 nucleotides. RefSeq lists its product as hypothetical. Lineage: Eukaryota; Metazoa; Annelida; Clitellata; Rhynchobdellida; Glossiphoniidae. Gene Ontology annotation, molecular function: frizzled binding; cytokine activity. Bases 1 to 738 code for a protein of 245 amino acids. Gene Ontology annotation, biological process: cell fate commitment; neuron differentiation; multicellular organism development. The transcript has 6 exons. The record is from RefSeq and is a predicted model, not a curated record. Gene Ontology annotation, cellular component: extracellular region.
AUGAAAUCUACCGAAUUUUUAACGUUAGAUAGUUUUUUACUACAUUUCUCAAUAUUUUUAACGCAAGAAAACAACCGCCGCAACGAACCACAACAACCGACGCCCUCGCACGGGAAUUUCCAGUGGGGUGGCUGUGGCGAUGACGUCACGUUUGGGGUUUUGUUUAGUAAGUGGUUCACUGACGUGCCCUGGGUCAAUGAGAGGGCUUCGAAAAAGUUUCUUGUCAAUCUACAUAACAAUGCCGUGGGUAGAAAGUUGACGUCAGAGAGUCUGGCAGUCACGUGCAAGUGCCAUGGCGUUUCCGGGAGUUGUUCCCUUAAAACUUGCUGGUACGCUCUGCCGAAUGCCAAGGCCAUUGGUUUGAAGCUGCAGAAAAAAUAUUUCUCCUCUGUCGAAGUCAACAUGAAAUUGGACAAGCGGAUGAGAAAGAGGAGCUCGCUUCCGUUAGUCUCCGUCCUACCAACUCGGAAAUACGUGGACGAAGACGAGCUCAUCUUCUCGACAAUAUCUCCGGACUACUGCUCUCCGGAUGUCAGCGUGGGAUCCGUUGGGACCGAGGGAAGAGUGUGUGAUGUAGACAGUACCGGGACAAAAGGUUGCAGGUCAAUGUGUUGUGGCAGGGGUUACACGGUCGAAGUUCAAGAGGUCAAAUAUAGGUGCGAGUGCAAAUACCACUGGUGCUGUUAUGUCAAAUGUCGGACUUGCCUCAAAUCCAUCCAAGUCUACAGAUGCAGAUGA